AUGUCCAUGUUGUCGUGUCGUGUGUUGUGCCUGUUGGCCAUUGUGCUCUGCUGUGUGGGUGUGGCUCGUGCUGAUGCUUCGGCUGCUUCUCUUCCACAAUAUGUGAUGAAAUAUGUUGAGCAGGCAAAGAAGUUGGCGGAAGAGACCAAAGAACUUAAGGAGAAGUGCGAGAAAGCCACCGAGACUGCUCGAGAGGCCGCGUAUGAAGCUCAACGAUUUGUUGUUUCCACGAGGAAUGAACUCGAAACAAUCGCUGCUGACCCAAAAAAGGUGAUGGAAACGAAGAGUAAAGGUUAUGAACUCAUUGAUAAGGCAAUGAAGGCUGCAGUUGAAGCAGGAGAAUUGGCCAAUAAAACGACAGAUAGUGAAAGGGAAACUGACGACAAUGUCAGCGUUGUUCAGACAUACGCAGAAGAACAUAAGCAUUCAGUACCGAAAGAAAUUAAGGAUGCAGAGGAGGCAGUUAAAGAUGCACAAAACGCGGUUUAUAAUGCUAAAGAUGCUGAGGGAAUGGCGCACACUCAUGCUAAUGAUGUAAAGAAUGUCCUGAAGGAACUCGACGCCGCAGUUGCUGCAGCUGAAAAGAAGGAAAAACAGUUGGAGUCUCAGCAGCAAGGCCAUACAGAAGGAAAUAAGACGGAGGAAACACAAGAAAAACAAAAAGAGAAACAAAAACAGCACUACCGUUCUACUUUUACUAUUAAUAUCCACGGGGAUAAUCUCGAUGCCUUAUUCAAUGGUGGAGCGAAUAACAGUGGUAUGGCAUUAAAUGACGGCAGCAGCAACCCUGCGUCACUGCGUGUUCCACUCCUGCUGCUGCUGCUUUCUGUGCUGGGCUGCAUGGCCGUGUGCUGA
Messenger RNA from Trypanosoma theileri, 855 nucleotides. RefSeq lists its product as uncharacterized. Lineage: Eukaryota; Euglenozoa; Kinetoplastea; Trypanosomatida; Trypanosomatidae. The record is from RefSeq and is a predicted model, not a curated record. Bases 1 to 855 code for a protein of 284 amino acids. The transcript has a single exon.